AUGUUCCUACAAGAUGGUUAUCACUUUUGCCUGCUAUAGAUCGAUUAAUGUAUAGCUGGCCUGCAGUAAAAUAUUAUUUUUUAGAAAACGCCGUGACUCGGGGCACGUUAACGUGCCGGAAUUUUUUGACGAACGAGGCACGUUUGACGUUUGCAAUCAGCUGAUUUCUCUGCUUGAGAUUUGUCAAGUGAGGUUAUAGAAAUAAAAUCUUGGUGUUUCCUCUGAUUCAACUAUAGUGGUGUGGGUUAGUACCUAUUAUAGUUAAUACUGUUAAUAGUGCAUGGGUAGUUACAAUACAAUACAAAUAUUUUUGAAAACAGAGUUGAAAACCGAAACUAUUCCCAACAUAAGUAAAUUAUUCUUAUAUCGACGAACCACUUGCCAUGUCUGCAGAGGAAGACACAUUAUACAAAGGGCGUCGAUUUGAUACUUAUGAGGAGUUAGAAAUGUGUGUGAAGAGUUAUGAAACUAUCAAUAAACAAAAGUUUUAUAAAAUAAGGAGCCGAACAAUCACCAGUGCAUCUAAUUCUCUUAAGAGAAAACUUAAACAAUCUCUCGUCUAUUAUGAGAUUGAAUAUGCAUGCAUUCAUGGAAAAAGACUUGCAAAAAGAGGUAAUGGAAUAAAAAAAACUAGCACUUUGCGCCAAGGAUGUGAAGCAAACUUUAAGCUUCGUGUUUCAUCUGAGGGACAUUCUUUACAAAUAUGUAGCAUUAACACGAUGCAUACAAAACAUGAACUGUCACAGAAGGUGUAUGAUCAUCUACCUCAGACUCGCGCAUUGAAUGAAGACGAGCUCAAAUCUGUGCAAACUUUUUUAUCUUUGGAUGCAAAUAAAAAGAAAAUUCAGAGUAAAGUGCUGGCAGACACUGGGAAGAAAACGACAUUAAAGGACUUGCAAAAUAUCAAUUAUAGAAGAAAGAUAGAGAAGAAUGAUCUAGAUGAAGUUGUUUCUUUGUUGACAAAAUCUUAUGGAUGUAUGGUUGAUAUUUUCUGUGAUGAGGAUGAAAAAUUCAAAGCAAUGCAGUUUACAACACAAGAUAUGAGAAAUGCUUUAAAUGCUUGGCCAGAAUUUAUAAGUAUCGAUGGAACAUAUAAAUUGAUUGAUAUAGGUUGCACUGUAUUUUUAUGUCUGGUAGUAGAUUCUAAUGGACAGUCAGAAAUUGCUAAUGUCUCACUUAUUUCUACCGAAGAUAAAAAGACCUACCACUGGAUAUUUGAACAAUUUAAAAAACAUUUUGAUUUUACAAAGGUGAAAUCUUUCAUGGGCGAUAAAGAUUUAGUAGAACGUCAAGUUGUUAAAGAUCUUUUCCCAAACACUCCAUUUUAUCUUUGUAUCUUCCAUACACUAAAGACGUUUAGAAGAGAAGUGACUUGUGACAAAAAGAAUAUUUCCAGAGAAGAGCGUGAUUUAUCGUUAAAUUAUUUACAAAAACUUGUAUAUAGUAAAAAUGAAUCAGAAUAUGAUUUAUUAUAUUCUCAAUUCAAAGAGUGUGUUCCACAAUCUGUGAUAGCAUAUUUUGAAAGGUCCGGCUAACAGUCAUAAAGUGCUUUGGGAGUUUAUUUCCGAAGGAUGUGAUAGUAAUGAUUUUAAUAAUGAGGAAGAGUGCCUGAAAGAAAGCCUGAAUGACUGCUAUCUUUUCUUUUUGCAGAAUGUUUUGCCUGAAUUCACCAAAGUAAUCCUGAUAUUGGAAAGUGAUACCUACUCUAUUUUAGACCUCGAUCGUGCAAUGCGAAAUCUUUUUGACCAACUAAAAAGCCGGUUAGCUGAUAAUUUUUUGGAAGUAAAGUCAAGGUUAUUUUUAGAAACCUCUGCGAAGAUAAAAAAAAUCAGUUUACAGAGCAAGCUCACAUUUUUCUGCAAAGAGCAAUUCAUUAUCUAGAAGAAAGAUACGACUUUGGACCAGAUGGGAUUUACAAGAAAUUUGAGUUGCUUUCCCUUAAAUCAGAGGAUUUUAAGCUGACGUGGGAAGUACUGUCAGAGUUUCCUGAUAUAUUAAAAAUUGAAGACGCAGUUGACAUUGACUCUCUUUAUACAGAGUUUGCGUGCAUAAAAUCGGUUUUUGAGGUUCUUCCUAAAGAUUUACCGAACGAUAAGAUAUGGGCGCAUUUCUUUAGAACAAACGACACAAACGAUCUU
Molecule: messenger RNA, 2138 nt
Organism: Photinus pyralis (common eastern firefly)
Lineage: Eukaryota; Metazoa; Arthropoda; Insecta; Coleoptera; Lampyridae
Product: PKS-NRPS hybrid synthetase CHGG_01239-like
Exons: 4
Coding region: 384-1535 (383 amino acids)
Source: RefSeq, a predicted model, not a curated record